This is a messenger RNA of Scutellospora calospora, 506 nucleotides long. The record is from the annotation of a GenBank genome assembly. NCBI's taxonomy places the organism in Eukaryota, Fungi, Glomeromycota, Glomeromycetes, Diversisporales, Gigasporaceae.
AUGCCAAUUGCAAGUAUUCGUAUCUCUAAAGGAUCAAAAGUCAUCCAUAGGUGGUAUAUUCAUCUAAUUCCUUAUGAAAUGUCAAUUAGAGAUUUGUUUGUUAAACUUACAACCAGAGAAUUAUCUCAAGAGUGUAAUAUUGACACUAUAGAUCCUGAAACAAUAGAACGUAUUGAAAUAAAAAAAGUGAAUCACAAACAAAAAUUGCGAAGCGAUAUUAUUGAUUGGAUUCAAUAUCAUAGUAGCAGAUCGUCUACACAGUCAUAUACUAAUACGCAAGGAAAGCAAUUUGUUGCUUGUUUAACUGAAGCGAUUUGGUAUAUUGAUAUGCGUGAUUACCAGAAAUUUGAAGAACGAUUUUUGCACCACCAACACGAAAUUACUGCUUCUAAUCAUGCAUCAGAAACUCCUAUAAAAACUGUCGAUCACGCUACAACAAUCCAAGUCCAUAAGCGAAAUAUUCAGCAACCAGUUGACCUUGAAGAAUUACUUCCAACCAAUCCUGU